Molecule: messenger RNA, 363 nt
Organism: Antrostomus carolinensis (chuck-will's-widow)
Lineage: Eukaryota; Metazoa; Chordata; Aves; Caprimulgiformes; Caprimulgidae
Product: interleukin-8
Exons: 4
Coding region: 1-363 (120 amino acids)
Biological process (GO): chemotaxis; defense response; immune response
Cellular component (GO): extracellular region
Molecular function (GO): chemokine activity
Source: RefSeq, a predicted model, not a curated record
AUGGAUGGCAAACGUGUCGCUGUUGCUUUGGUUCUCUAUCUGGUCUUAAUGGCUGGGUCAGAAGGUAAGGCCCUGGAGAAGACAGAGGAAAAAGGCUUCCAAUGCCUGUGCAUAAGCACCCAUUCCAAGUUCAUCCCUCCCAAGGCUAUUCAGAAUGUGAGAUUAAACCAAAGAGGACCUCGCUGCAAAAACGUGGAAAUCAUAGCUACGCUGAAAGGUGGCAGACAAGUGUGUUUGGAACCCACUGCUCCCUGGGUCCAGCUCACUGUAAAGGCUAUUUUGGCCAGGGCGAGAGACAAUACUGAGUCACCAAUCAAAGAAAAGUCAAGGAAAAAGACACCUUGGAGUUUUUCAAGGACAUGA